GACAAUCUGAACUUCAUACGUUGUCUGUUCACAAGCGCGUUGCGCGAGUCCAGUUGGCGUCCAUCUCAUCAUCGUUCGUCUCGUAGGUUAUGUCGCGUUGAUAGCGCGCGUUAAAAUUGCGAUUGCGUUAAAAUCUGUAAAAUCACACGCGAAUCUGUUUCAAUCUAUGACUCCGUGAGCGAGAAAUUAAACAGAUCGUAGAAUCGCACGGCAUUCUGUCCUCCAUCAUUAAAAAGAUCGGGUGAACACCCUCGAGAAUCUCCGCUUAUUGCGUUGCUUUUUGCUAACAUUGAAAUUCCGGAGAUUCUCGCCUUUGCUUUCUUCGCGGUGAACGUGACGUAAGGAGAAGAGAAAGAAAGAAGGAAAGGGAGAUAGAGAGAAAAAAGCCGCGUCCAAAUCGACGCCCGACAGGAUAAAUACGACGUGGAGGAAAAGAAGUAAGUAACUACGAGAUGUCGGCGUCUCCUAUUGCCAGACAGGCCACCCAGAGCCAGAGCAUACCAUCUAAGAGGAUCGUCAUUCAUGAUCCCAACCAGUUACCAGUCGAUUACUCAUCCACUCCCGGAGGCACGCUCUAUUCCACGACGCCGGGAGGUACUCGCAUCGUGUACGAACGUGCGUUUUUAAUGAAUUUGCGAAACUCUCCAAUAUCACGAACGCCACCACGCAACCCGCUGACUAUACCGUCUGAAUUACUGAAGGGGAACACUCCGGUCAUCACGAAAGAUCCCGCAAAAAAUACUAAUAAAGACUCUCUGAUGAUCGAGGAAUCCGCGGAGCAAUUUGAAAUGGAUAUGUGAGACAAAUGCAACAUGCUGUUGUUUAUGACGAUUGAAAUGUGUUCGUAGCCAUGCUCAAGAAUAUUGUCAAUCAGUUUUAUGACAAUCGCACAGAGUUGAGAGUACAUGGCUAAUACGCUUUAAUCCUGUGCCUUUUACCAGUGGUCUUAAGAAUUGUGAAUCUUAUAAAAAGAUUUUCUCCUUGACGAAAGGCCAUAUCUUAUUCACAUACAUAUAUUGUAUAUUGUAUACAAAUCAUUUUAUUCUCGACGCUUGUUCU
Molecule: messenger RNA, 1059 nt
Organism: Acromyrmex echinatior (Panamanian leafcutter ant)
Lineage: Eukaryota; Metazoa; Arthropoda; Insecta; Hymenoptera; Formicidae
Gene: Thor
Product: eukaryotic translation initiation factor 4E binding protein thor
Biological process (GO): negative regulation of translational initiation
Cellular component (GO): cytoplasm
Molecular function (GO): eukaryotic initiation factor 4E binding
Source: RefSeq, a predicted model, not a curated record